AUGAAGAGCCUGUUCAAGAGUAAGAUCAGGUGGCAGCACCGGUCCAACGACCCCGCGUCCCCGGCGGGGCAGCCGCCGCAGCAGGCGUCGGGCCCGCCGUCGCCGUCUUCCGCGAGCUCCCCGUCGGGGACGGCGCCGGCGCCGGCGCUCUCCGUCUCGACGGCGGCCUCCUCCUCGCCUCCCUCCGCGGCGGCGACGCCCCCGCCCGCGGGGGCGGGAGCGGGAGGGGAGGACUACAUAUCGUCCGAGGAGGAGUUCCAGAUGCAGCUGGCCAUGGCGCUGUCCGCGUCUUCCAACGGCGAUUGCGUGGGGAACUUGGACGGGGAGCAGAUCAGGAAGGCCAAGCUCAUGAGCCUCCAUCGCUUCGCCGCCCACCGCGACGAGACUCACACCGCGGAGUCGCUCUCCCGCCGAUAUUGGGACUAUAACUUUCUUGAUUAUCAUGAGAAAGUUAUUGAUGGCUUCUAUGACAUCUUUGGCUCCUCUAUGGAAUCCUCUAAGCAGGGAAAGAUGCCAUCAUUAGCAGAUCUCCAAACAGGCAUAGGGGACCUAGGCUUUGAAGUCAUUGUAGUAAACCGAGCCAUUGAUAGUACCUUGCAGGAGAUGGAGCAAGUGGCACAGUGCAUCCUGUUGGACUUCCCUGUUGCCAAUAUUGCACUCUUAGUGCAAAGAAUAGCUGAGCUUGUUACAGAUAAUAUGGGUGGACCUGUCAAAGAUGCUAACGACAUGCUCACAAGGUGGCUGGAGAAGAGUACUGAGCUGAGAACCUCGCUACAAACAAGUUUGUUGCCUAUUGGUUGCAUCAAGAUAGGGCUAUCACGUCACCGUGCCCUACUUUUCAAGAUCCUUGCAGAUAGUGUUGGGAUUCCAUGCAAACUUGUCAAAGGGAGCAAUUAUACUGGUGGUGAUGAUGACGAUGCUAUAAACAUAAUUAAGAUGGACAAUGAAAGGGAGUUUUUGGUUGAUCUGAUGGCUGCUCCUGGUGCUCUUAUUCCAGCAGAUAUCUUAAGUUGGAAAGGCAAUUCGUUAAAUUCUAAUCGAAAACUCGCCCUGAAUCAAACAGCUGGAUCAUCGAGUACUGUUGAUGCUAAUAUGGAUCCUACUGUUUUGCCACUUGAACCUAAAGGUGGCCAACUGCCUUUGUUCAGCAGUGGUGAUUGGAUAUCAGAUAGUGGUUCUGGAUAUGAGGCAGCAGAAACUGCAGCUUCUACUCAAACCUCUUCGGGUGUCACAUCAUCUGUUCCUGCUGGAAGUGUUUUUGACGGUUCAUGGAUGCUGGUUAAUCAUGACCAAUCAGAUGGACCAUCAACUUCUGCCGGUACAUCAUCCCAGCAGAAAGUUGUACCGCAAAACGAACAUCAGCGGAAUUUAAAUCGCCUUCCAGAUUUGCAGGAAAUUCCAGAGUCAAAUAACCUUUUUGCUGACCUUAAUCCUUUUGGUGAUAUGAAGUCCAAGAAAACUUCAGUACCAUUCAAAGGACCAGAUCAUAGGAACAAUGAGUUGCAAAAGCGCAGAGAGAACAUAGUCCCUAAUGCUGGAAGACCACAGCAGCGGUUAGUUAUGAAGAAUUGGUCUCCUUACAAUGAUGUUUCCAACAACAAACAGUACAAUUAUGUCGAGGAUUCGUUUGCUCGUAGAAAUGUUGGCGAUAAUGCUACAUCAUCAUCAUCCCAGAUGCCACGACCAGCCGCAAGGUCUAAUCUUAAUUCUGGAUUGCGUAAUGAUGCAUCAUAUCAUAAUUAUGAUAGUAUUAUGGCUGGUACCUCUGCCAUGAAGAUUACAUCUACAGCUGAGACUGGGAAGGUUCCUGAAAGGGUUCUGCGUGGUGAUUUGGACAAAGGUCAAACAAAUUAUAGACUGGAGGAUCAACAUGUCGUAGUUCAACCACCACAGGAAAGACUUCCAUGGGGUAAUCCUGCAGAAGGAAGAGUUCCAAUGAAUAGAGUUCAGAGUCAAGCAAAACAACAUAUUGAAAACAUGGAUAUUCAUGGAAACGUCAUUGCCAUCAAGAAACAUGGACAUGAGGUCACAGGGCUUGACUUUGAUGAUGUGUCUGAGUGCGAAAUUCCUUGGGAAGAUCUUGUGGUUGGUGAAAGGAUUGGCUUAGGUUCAUAUGGAGAGGUUUACCGUGCUGACUGGAAUGGAACGGAAGUAGCUGUAAAAAAAUUCUUGGAUCAAGAUUUCUAUGGUGAUGCUCUGGAUGAGUUUAGGAGUGAAGUCCGAAUUAUGCGUCGGCUGCGCCAUCCAAAUAUUGUUCUCUUUAUGGGUGCUGUUACACGCCCUCCGAACUUAUCUAUUGUAUCUGAAUAUCUUCCAAGGGGAAGCUUGUAUAAGAUCCUUCACCGCCCUAAUUGCCUAAUUGAUGAAAAGCGGAGGAUCAAGAUGGCCCUUGAUGUGGCCAAAGGCAUGAAUUGCCUGCACACUAGUGUACCUACAAUUGUUCAUCGAGAUCUGAAAUCUCCAAACUUGCUGGUUGACAAUAAUUGGAAUGUAAAGGUCUGCGACUUUGGACUUUCACGGUUGAAGCACGGUACAUUUUUGUCAUCCAAAUCCACUGCUGGAACACCUGAGUGGAUGGCACCUGAGGUUCUGCGGAAUGAACAAUCGAAUGAAAAGUGCGACGUUUACAGCUUUGGUGUCAUCUUAUGGGAGCUGGCAACACUUAGAAUGCCAUGGAGUGGGAUGAAUCCAAUGCAAGUUGUGGGGGCAGUUGGUUUCCAGGAUAGACGGCUUGAUAUUCCCAAGGAAGUUGAUCCUCUGGUAGCAAGGAUCAUAUUUGAAUGCUGGCAGAAGGAUCCAAAUUUGCGCCCGUCAUUUGCACAGUUAACAAGUGCCCUGAAGACUGUUCAAAGACUAGUGACCCCUUCUCACCAGGAGGUUGAUAAUCCUAAUGUGGCUGCUAAUUCUGAUGUGGCUGCUAAUCUUGAUGGAGAUGGUAAUCCUGAGGUUGAUGCUAAUCCUGAAGGUGAUGAUAAUAAUGAGGAUGAUACUAAUGCUGAUGAUGACCGGGAGAGUCUGAUGAAAUUGAGUAUGUAG
Messenger RNA from Miscanthus lutarioriparius, 3036 nucleotides. NCBI's taxonomy places the organism in Eukaryota, Viridiplantae, Streptophyta, Magnoliopsida, Poales, Poaceae. The record is from the annotation of a GenBank genome assembly.